AUGUACCACCGAUACAGGUCAGUGAUAGACGACCAUGCCAUACCUCCGCUACGUCCUGCCACGAAACUCAACCGGAGCACCCUUUUCAACAACAACGACGACCAGAUGUCCACUCUCACCAAGAUCAAACUCCAAAAUACCCAGUCAAGAAAGCACUUGAAGGACUUGUUCCAAGAUAAGGAAAAUAAUGAUAACACCGAGAUUGACAUCUUGAAGGGCGUGUUUACCCCGUCCCCCAAAAAAAACAAACAGAGCGAAGAGGAUACGUUCAAGUUCCGGGCGCGAGCCGGGGAAAAGACUACAAAAGAUGCUCGCUCGCCGGUCCGGAACUUGGGCAACGAUGAUAAGCUUGAGGGUAUCAACGAACGCUUGAAGAACUCCCUCAAAGACUUUCCAAAGUUAAAGAAAGAUCAUGAGGAAAGGGACCAGCAUAAGGACCCCAGACGAUUCGACCACUUGCAGAAGUUCAAGACUAACAUCGACGAAAUCCGGAAGGCUCAAUUUGAUUUACCCUCAGAAAUCCAGUUGAAGAGGGAUGCCAUUUUGAGGCAAAAAGAGGAAGAGGAGUACAUUAUGCUAGAGAAAGAGCGGCUCGAGACGCAGCGCCGCGAGCUCGAAAUGAAGGAGCUUGCAAACCUCCAGAAAAUAAACAAGCUUGAGGAAAAAAGCAAGGCAAAGGAAGCUUACCUCUUGGAGAAACUAAAAAAGCAAAAGGAUGAAUUGGUUCAGUUGUACCACCAGGACCUGGAGGUGGAAAAAUUGAAGCGAGAGAUAGAGUCCUUAAAACUGCUGAAGGAUAAAGACUCUAACAGGAUGAAGCGGGACUUUGAGCGGGAGAAGGCAAAACUUGAAAUAGAACUCAACGAGAUGAAAACCCGCAAAAACAGGCUGCCGGUCUCUCUGACACUUUCCCCUUCUCCCCAGCAACCAACCCCCGACAACUCUGACUUGACCGUUAUGGAAUUUACCGAAGCAAUUUUGCCAAACAGCAGGGGCCGCGACCUGCACCAGCAGAUUGAGAGCUCCGCCAAUGGCAAUGGGUCCAUCUGGAUAGAUCAACAAGAGAAUCUCCACUCAUGGAUUGAUGGCUCCCGCGUCAACCUCUUCAAUACGCAUAAACUUCCCCCAUCACCCCUCAUUCCAAAUACAGUCACUGCUCCUACUAUGGCGAACCCCUCACGGGAACGUCAAAAAAAGACCCCAGAGGACAGGAAGGACACACGACCUCGUAACGUUCAGCCUCUCACACCCCAACGACAGGCCCAAUCCCAUAGCACUAUCGACGAUGAUCUUUUGACCGGAAAAUUGAAUGUGCUCACCCAGCGUAACGCCAAGCUCAAGACUGAUUUGGAACAAUAUAAGCAACAGGCUGCGGAGUUGGCCGAAGAAAAUUCCCGAUAUGAGAGGGCGAAUGAGUCAUUGAGACAGUCGCUAACCGAACUCGAAUUCAAAGCCUCGGUCUAUGAACAGGAAUCGGAGAACCUAGCUGUGCACAACGAUGAUUUGAGGUUUAUGUGCAACUUCUUGGGCGAUUACUAUCAAAAGCAUCAGGAAGAUCCAGUGGGGAGUCAUACAGUAGCCAAGAGUCCUGCCAUGCCGACCGAAAGCCCGAUGUUUGGAGAUUUUGAUGACUCCCUGAGUUCAGAGGAUGAAAGAGGGGUAGAGACUGUUUCGUUCGAUAGCAACGUGGAUCCCGAUAGAGAUACGUACCGGUUAAUAAACUUCGAUCCAUGGAGCUUUGGCGUUCAAGAAUCAUCCAAAAUGCCAGCCGCUAUCUCCAAAGACAAGCCUCUCAUCCCCAAAGCUCCCGCUUCGCGUACAAAACACGUGGAUGCAUCUGUAUCUCACAAACGCGCUGAAAAGUCUGCUCUUCAUAACUUGACACCACGACAGAGGUUCAAAGUAUUGGGCUUAGCAGUAUUGGCGCAGGUUAAAAUGCGCAGACGGUUUGAGGAAACAAAAUCGCUUGGCCGCGAGAUCAAGCGGAUUAUCAACGAUAACGGCUACGUGUUAUAA
Molecule: messenger RNA, 2016 nt
Organism: Babjeviella inositovora NRRL Y-12698
Lineage: Eukaryota; Fungi; Ascomycota; Pichiomycetes; Serinales
Exons: 1
Coding region: 1-2016 (671 amino acids)
Source: RefSeq, a predicted model, not a curated record